Messenger RNA from Pseudoliparis swirei, 162 nucleotides. RefSeq lists its product as uncharacterized. NCBI's taxonomy places the organism in Eukaryota, Metazoa, Chordata, Actinopteri, Perciformes, Liparidae. The annotation marks the transcript as partial. The transcript has 2 exons. The record is from RefSeq and is a predicted model, not a curated record.
AUGACACCACCUAAACUAAGUCCACCUAAACCAAGACCACCUAAACCAAGAGAACCUAAACCAAGACCACCUAAACCAAGAGCACCUAAACCAAGAGCACCUAAACCAAGAGCACCUCAACCAAGUCCACCUCAACCAAAACCACCUCAACCAAGACCACCU